Macrosiphum euphorbiae (potato aphid) is the source of this 1281-nucleotide messenger RNA. The record is from the annotation of a GenBank genome assembly. Lineage: Eukaryota; Metazoa; Arthropoda; Insecta; Hemiptera; Aphididae.
AUGGAGAAAUGGUUGAUUCAAUCUAUAUGGAUUGCUGUGUUUGGAUUUUUGAAAGAAUUUCGACCUGAAGAUCCUUACAUCACUCAAUACUUGACAAAUCCACCAAUGAAUUUUACAAAUCAAGAAGUAAUUCAAGAAAUAUUUCCAGUGUCAACUUAUACUUGUCUUGGCUUAACAAUUGUUAUGUUUUUGGUUACUGAUUAUUUACGUUACAAACCAAUUGUUAUUCUGAAUGCUUUAUCAAGUUUUACUGUACAAAUAUUUUUGAUUUUUACUCGAACAAAGACUGACAUGAAGAUAAUGGAAGUAUUUUACGGUACAAUGACUGCCUGCGAAGUUGCAUACUAUACAUACGUUUACUCAAAAGUAGAUAAAAAAUAUUAUAAAACUGUUUCCAGCCACAUGAAAAUGGCAUGUCUCAUAGGCCGACUUGUAUCGGCAUUGCUUGCUCAAACAUUGAUUGAUAACCAUAUAUUAACUGUACCGCAUUUAAAUCAUUUGACAUUAGCUGGUGCAACUGCAUCAAUAUUUUGGGCUUUUGGAUUACCUUCAAUUAAAAGUAGCUUAUAUUUUCAUCAAAGCCCUGAACAUACAUACAUAAGAAAUAGUACAGAUGUUAAUGUAUCCAAACCUAAAACUGUGUGUCAAAGACUGUGGUCCGACUUCAUCACGGCUUUCACAAACCGUUAUGUUCUUCAGUGGUCCAUCUGGUGGGCUUUAGGCACAUGCUUUUAUUAUCAGUGUAUGUCGUAUUCCCAAUCAUUAUGGCAAGAAAUAUACCAAAAUGGCACCGAUUUGCAAGUGACCGAUAAUGGAAUGGUUGAAGCUAUUUAUACAAUAAUAAGUACACUGGGAGUUUAUUUGGUCGGUAUCAUUACAAUACCAAGUUGGUGGUUAGUAGGUAUUUUAACUUUAGGCCAAGGCAUAUUAUUGUUGAUAAUGGCUCAAGAUACAUUAUUAUCACACGCAUAUGUUGGCUACAUUAUGUUUGGAACAUUUUAUCAUAUUAUGGCCACUGCAGCGAAUUGUGAAGUAGCCAAAAAUAUACCUGCGGAUAGCUAUGCAUUGGUAUUUGGAGUUAACACAUUCAUGUCACUCUUACUGCAAACGUUUUUGACAGUGGUUGUAAACAGUCCGAUGGGACUCAUGUUAGACAUUAGAACACAGUUUUACGUAUAUGGCGGAGGUUGUUUAAUAAUCGGAAUUAUAUACACCGUCGGAGCAUUGUAUUCAACAUAUAACACGAUGAUGAGACAUAGAAUUUUUACAACGUCGAAUUAA